Mycena citricolor is the source of this 4393-nucleotide messenger RNA. The record is from the annotation of a GenBank genome assembly. Lineage: Eukaryota; Fungi; Basidiomycota; Agaricomycetes; Agaricales; Mycenaceae.
CUUCCAUCCUAACUUGCACGUUGUAACACGCAGGACUUCGGGAGCGAUCGUGUCAUCUCACAACGCAAAAAGCUUGCUUGAAGAUGACUUCGCACGCUGAUUCGCAAUCAUCGGUGUCUAGCGGCCAUGGGCUCGGUUACUCUCAACCACUCCUGCUCAGCGACACCCCCUCCGAAGACCGCGCUCCUUUGGAAGUCGAUGGAGAAGCCGUGAAACUAGAAGACCUGGGACCCAUGGUUGUGAAUUCGGACGGGACCCUAUCCCGCAUCGCAAACUGGGCCCAAAUGACGCAGGCAGAAAGAGAGACCACGAUGAGGGUUCUCUCUGCCAGGAACAAACUUCGUUUGGCUGAGGUAGCGAAAGCGCAAGCUGAGGAUUAGCUCAACCCAGGCCAGCUAGGCUCAGAUCCCAUCCUCUCUGUGUCAUUUCGAUCGAUCUCAGUACCGCAAUGCUUUGACAGAACGAGUUCCUAAGCCCAACCUGGAAAAUCUCAUACAGGAUCCAUAUUAUUUGGCCGGAAUAUCUUUUUCAUUCUACUUCAGCUCGGCGAGAAUGACACACGUGCACAUGGGACUCAUGAAGUUUCAUGGAGACCGACCAUUUCAAAUCCACUUAGUCAAUGAAACUUGUGAGAGCACAGUACACGUGAUAAUCAAUCAAUCAGAUGCCAUCACCUACUGAAAAUUGCCCUCGUUCUCUGCCGUAGAGUGGUCGGUUCACGAAACGUGUGGGCCAUCCAUCUGAAACAUUCAGAGACGCCUGCAGACGUCCAUCGGUGUUAUAACAUGACUCGAGAUGAACGUGAGCAAUUGGCAUCAGUGAGUAACGACACAUCACGUGGCUGUUGCCAUCUGGAUUAGGCAAUUGCAUCUUUCUCUGCGCGUUGUCGAGCCGCCAGCCUCCGCCAGCGACGCAGGUAGCCAGAGCCACCGCGGGUGAGGCACAACCACGAUGAGCCUACAGAUUCCUCCCCCGACGUCCCGGCCCGUAUCGGCCGCCGUCGCGCCUUCAUCGCAGAGUCGACGUCAGCCUCCCGCACAACACCGUGCCUCACACCAAGUUGUCACAUCCUCCUCCUCUUCACCAGCCCACGAACCCUCGUCCAACUCGAAUGGCUACACGGACGUGUACUCUCACCCCGCGGCGACCGCAUAUGCGGCCGCGCACCCGCGACGGACCAUCCCCAAAUUCGGGCCAUACCUCCUGCUGCAGACGCUUGGGGAGGGCGAGUUCGGAAAAGUAAAGCUGGGACUCCAUUCACAGUGGGGAGAAGAAGUUGCGGUCAAGCUCAUUAGGCGCGGAAAUGUCGAUAGCGCGGUCCGGAUGUCCAAGGUCGAGCGGGAAAUUGAAGUUCUACGAACUCUAAAGCACCCGAAUAUUGUCCGACUCUACGACGUUAUUGAGACUGACAAAUACAUCGGUAUUGUCAUCGAGUACGCUUCGGGUGGCGAGCUUUUCGACCACAUUCUGGCCCACCGAUACCUCCGAGAACGGGACGCCUCGAAGCUAUUUUCGCAACUGAUCUCCGGUGUCUGGUAUAUUCACCAGAAGAAGAUCGUCCAUCGUGAUCUCAAGCUGGAGAAUCUCCUUCUCGACAGACACCGGAAUGUCAUCAUCACCGAUUUUGGCUUUGCCAACCGUUUCGAGCAUCGCGCGGACGAUCUUAUGCAGACCUCUUGUGGCUCGCCGUGCUAUGCCGCCCCUGAGCUGGUCAUCUCCGAGGGCUUGUAUGUGGGUAGCGCGGUGGAUAUAUGGAGUUGUGGAGUUAUCCUCUACGCCAUGCUCGCAGGUUAUCUUCCAUUCGACGACGACCCCGCCAAUCCCGAUGGCGACAACAUCAACCUUUUGUACAAAUACAUCGUCAAUACGCCACUUUCUUUUCCAGACUACAUCUCCGACGAGGCGCGCGAUCUGCUGAAGCUUAUGCUCGUCCCCGAUCCUCGCAAACGUGCCAGUCUUGAUGCGGUCAUGCAGCAUUCAUGGCUGGCCGCGUACCAUGUCGAGCCCAAGUUCCCGGGAGUGCCAAAUGCUUUCGGGAAGACUGUCGACGAGCUAGAGAGCGCGGCGAUGGAUCAGCACCAGAUGAAGAGGCUUGCCUACCAGCGUCAAAUGCGCGCAGCGGCUGCACCGGCAGCGGCGCCGGCGCCCCAGAUCUCUCGCUCGCAGACUCUGACCCAGUCCCAGACUCAUACCCAAAACCAGACCCAGAGCCACAGUCAGCGGAACCGUCGCCAACCGGAGACGUUGUACGAUUCUGCGUCUGGCGGCAUGUUUGCUGAUGACGACGAUCCGUUCGGACCUCCUCCUGGUACAUCCAGACGACCGGCAGAAACGGCGCAAGACGAGGGAGAAGCUGGCGGUGAAUCCAAAGUCAGAGCGGCGGAGGUCGAAUCAUCUCGCAAGGAGGUGGAAAGUCCUAGAAAAGGAAAGGAGAAGGAACGGGACGAGCGUUUCCGGCACACGGUCCAGAUCGAGUACGGCGAGCGGCGCGGCCAGCGUACUCGCGCAGAGAGCUCUGGCGGAAGGGAGAUACCGAUCGAGUUCGCUCCUGCAAGUCCUUCGAAGUCGCCGCAGGGCCCUUCGCGGUCUGUCACUGCGCCGGUCAUGCUGCCAAUCUCCCCGCCUGCCCUUCCAGUUGCUCCUCCGGUGCCAGCUUCAUCCCCCCAGACGAACGGCGUGGACAGCUCGAGCAUUUCAGAACGGAAGGAGAAGCGUCGACGCGGAAGCACCUCGUCAGGCGGCGCUCCCAAGCCUCUUCCUCCCGAUCCGAACCUGCCGCCCACGACCUGGAAGAACUCAUCUCCCAAAGGCUCGGAAGCAGUCGUGGAGCGGCCUGCCGUCACCGAAAUCUUCAACAACGGCGAUUUCGCCGCGGAGAAAGAGGCCGAGGCGGAGACCCCCAGCAAAUCCGAUGCAAAGAAGAGUCGCCGCAACACGCUGACGGGGCUUACCGUGAUAGUGAACCCCAUCAAUUCCAUCCGCAGCACCAUGUCGAAGAAGAAGGAGCCGGAAACCGCAACGAGUGUUGCUCCGCCGGCGUCCCUCGCGGCUGCGCCCGCCCCGGCGCCGCCGCUAUCAGCCACUGGAGACAAGUCGUUCGAGGCGGAAGGCAGCGGCAUGAGAGCGAGCACCAGCAAAGCCCGCAAGGUCAUGGACUGGAUCAGGAAAGGACGCGACAGCCUUUCUGUGGGUGCCCCCGGUCCCGUGACCGCUUCCCCGGCAGACUCGAUUUCGGACAUGGGCGAUUCCGCUGGCCCUGUGCACAUCACGGUCACGACUCCGAGCUCGGCCCUUUCGCCGAUCGUCUCAGCCACCGUCGGCGCGAAGAAGACAGCCGCACCCGAAGCUGUGUCGGCGUCUGCCGUUUCCCCCACGACAACAGUGGCCAGCUCGACGAGUUUCAGGGACCGGUUCCGGCGAUCUAUCAAUGUCGGAGGCUCUGGCCACGAGACCUCGAGCAAGGCUUCCCGCGAGGCCGUUUUGCCUGCUGGCGCUGUCAUGCGCGUGCACCACGGUGCUGUCGACCAAGGGACCAUCACCACUGGCAAGCCUCCGCAGGUCAUGGAGCAUGUCAAACAGGUUCUGCAGGGUAUGGGCAUCGAGCUCGCUGUCGAGACCGAAUUCAAGCUUCGUUGUGUGCGACCGAAGCUGCGUCGCUCGGGCAAAGCCACCAUCAGCCCCCAGGGUGUGGCUGCGUUCACGAUGGUUGGCAGUGCCGGAUCGAACGGGGUCGACAAGCGUGGACUGCCGAUGCCUUCGCAGUCGUCGUUCAGCAGCGGAGGGAUGUUGCGCGGGCUUCUCAUGCGUCGGCAGUCGUCGCAGGUCUCCACUGGACCCACUGCCUCGCCGACUGCUUUCGAUCCAGACGAGAGUGGCAUCAUCACGUCCGAGCCCACGUCCGAGACGGUGUACGGCGUGACUGGAGAAGACGCAGGGGACGAAGUCCGCUUCUCCGUCGAGCUGACUCGUAUCGACCGUUUGAAUGACACUUACAGUCUCGAUAUUCGACGGAUGAAGGGUAAUCUCCGGAGCUACAAGUUCCUGUAUGAUAUGCUGAGAAAGCGGGCUGAUCUGCAGCGGGCCCUGUCAUAAACCGUCUUUUCCCAUUUCCCAAAGUGACCCAUUUUCUUCCCGCUCACCGUGUUUUCCGCUUCCAGUAGUUUUCUCUAGUUACGUACCGCCUAAUCUCUCGUUCCCUUUCAAAAUUAGUUCAGUUACCUAGGCUGGCAAUUCUCCCAUCAUCCAUCGGCACACAAGUUACCACCAUCCUCAUCCUGCUCCGUUUGUUGUUAGACGACGUCCAUUUACUUGAUCGCCUAGGGCUUACGGAUUGUAUCAUGUAUAUAAUUAUGCUCCAGCCAGCGCUUGUGAAUGGCAAGCAGCCCGCAAGCCC